GCCCCAAGGUCCGGCAGGAGCAGGGCCUGGCCCGGCGGGCACAGCAGGAGCGCGGCGGGGGCCGGCGGGACGCGACGAGCUCCCCGGCCCGCGCCCGCUGGUGGGUGCGGCGGGGCCGGCAGGAGGAGGGAGAGGCCCGGGGCGGAGUACAGGAGGAGGGCGAGCUCUACCGGGGGGAGCAAGAGCACCCCGGCGGCAACCCCGGCCCGCGGACUCCGGCACAGCGCCCGAGCCGCAGGAGGUCCGCCAGGGUGUGAGGCCCUAGCCCGUGCCCGGUGCUCGCUGCCCCGGGGGUGAUCCCAGCCGCGUCCCGGACCUCCCCGGCGUCGAUCGUCGCACCCCGCCCCGGCAGGCGUGCGGGCUCGUCCCGCCUGGCAUGCUGGCUGUCUGGAGUGCCGCCGUGCCCGUCCUCGCCCUCCGGUGACGCUGCAGACCCAGCGCAGGAUGCGGUGGCUGUGGCGGUGAGCGCACAGAGGCUGAGCUGUAGCAUGCAGGCGGAGGAGGGCACGGACUGGCUGCUGGAGCUGCUCACUGAGCUGCAGCUGCAGCAGUACUUCUUGCGCAUCCGAGACGAGCUCAACGUCACACGCCUCUCCCACUUCGAGUACGUCAAAAAUGAGGAUCUGGAGAAGAUUGGCAUGGGACGCCCCGGCCAGCGGCGGCUGUGGGAGGCAGUGAAGCGGAGGAAAGCCAUGUGCAAGCGGAAAUCCUGGAUGAGCAAGGUGUUCAGUGGGAAGCGCCCAGAGUCAGAGCUGCCACCCCAGCCCCAGAGUACCUUCCGCAAGCCUCCCACACCACCACCCCCUGAAGCUGGGGGCCAGCACUCCCUCACCUGCCUUGUGCGGGAGCGGGACCUCUCCAUCUUUGAGAAGCUGGGUGAUGGCUCCUUCGGUGUUGUGCGUCGUGGCGAGUGGUGCACACCUGCUGGCAAGAUGCUGAAUGUGGCAGUGAAGUGCCUCAAGACAGAUGUGCUGAGCCAGCCAGAGGCACUGGACGACUUCAUCCGGGAAGUGAAUGCCAUGCACUCCCUGGACCACAGGAACCUCAUCCGCCUGUAUGGUGUGGUGCUCUCCCACCCCAUGAAGAUGGUGACAGAGCUGGCCCCACUCGGCUCUCUCCUGGACCGCCUGCGGAAGAACCAGGGCCAUUUCCUCAUCUCUACCCUGUGCCAGUAUGCCAUCCAAGUGGCCAAGGGCAUGGCCUACCUGGAGUCCAAGCGUUUCAUCCACCGCGACCUGGCUGCUCGCAACAUCCUGCUGGCCUCCAAUGAGCUUGUCAAGAUUGGGGACUUCGGACUGAUGCGGGCACUGCCCAAAAAUGAUGAUCACUAUGUGAUGCAGGAGCAUCGCAAAGUCCCCUUUGCCUGGUGUGCUCCUGAGAGCCUGAAGACACGCACCUUCUCCCAUGCCAGUGACACCUGGAUGUUUGGAGUGACCCUCUGGGAGAUGUUCACCUAUGGUCAGGAGCCUUGGAUUGGCCUCAAUGGCAGCCAGAUUCUGCACAAGAUAGACAAAGAGGGUGAACGGCUGCCGCGGCCUGAGGACUGUCCCCAGGACAUCUACAACGUCAUGCUGCAGUGCUGGGCACACAAGCCCGAGGACCGACCCACCUUCGUAGCCUUGCGAGACUUCUUGGUGGAGGCUCAGCCCACUGACAUGAGAGCGCUGCAGGACUUUGAGGAACCAGACAAGCUGCACAUCCAGAUGAACGACAUCAUCACGGUCAUUGAGGGCAGGGCCGAGAAUUACUGGUGGCGGGGUCAGAAUAAACGGACCCUAAAAGUGGGCCAAUUUCCCCGAAACACGGUGACCUCGGUGGCAGGGCUGUCAGCCCACGACAUCAGCCAGCCACUUAAAAACAGCUUCAUCCACACAGGCCAUGGAGACACCAACCCGCAGCACUGCUGGGGGUUUCCCGAUAAAAUUGAUGAGCUGUACCUGGGAAAUCCCAUGGACCCUCCUGACAUUUUAGGUGUGGAUCUGAGUGCUGCCAGACCUACACAGCUUCCAGGGAGGGCUAAAAGGCAGCCUCCUCCACGCCCACCUCAGCCUACCGUCCUGCUCACCAAACCUUGCUACGACCCAGUUAGUGAGGAGGAGGAGGGUCUGCCAGGGGGUCUCCGGAAGCUCUGCCUGAAGAAGCCAGGCACAGGGAAGGGUCUGUGGCCAGUCAAGCCAUCAGCACGAGUACCGGGCACCAAGGUGGGCGAACGGCAACCUGGACGUCUGGCAAGUGAGGGGCCGGCAAGCAGCGAGGUGACCCUCAUUGACUUUGAGGAGGAAGUGCCCCAGGGUAGCCCCUCUCCAGUGGGGGAGCUGACAGCCCCGUCAUUAGCCAAGCUGGCCAUGGAGGCCUGGUCUUUGCUGGACAAGACCCCACCACAGAGCCCCACACGAGCUCUACCUCGGCCUCUCCACCCCACACCAGUGGUGGACUGGGAUGCCCGGCCGUUGCCCCCACCACCUGCCUAUGAUGAUGUGGCACAGGAUGAGGAUGAUAUUGAGGUCUGCUCUAUCACCAGCCCCCGGCAGGGCAAGACCAACUAUGGCUUUGUGGAUGAGGGUGAGCGAGGACCAGCACUGGAGGACAACCUCUUCCUGCCCCCCAAGGAGACCAAACAACCCAGCAUGACACAGACUACCGAGCUCUUCGAGGAGCUGCAGCAGGAGUGCAUGAAGAGGCUCAACGUCCCUCUGGGACCGGCUGCACCAGCUGACGACAAGCCCCAGAUCCCUCCCCGUGUCCCAAUCCCGCCCCGGCCCCUUCGCCGGAAUGAGCCCGGGCGCUGGUCAGGGGACCUUUCCCCAGCUUCGGGGAGCGAGGAAGACCGGCCACCCCAGAUCCCCCCACGGGACCCACUGUCCCAGCCCACCUCCCGGACACCCAGCCCCAUGGCUCUGCAGGUGGGCUCCCCCCAGCAACGUGCUGCCCUCUGCUCCUGCCUCUCCACCUCACCAGGGAAGCCUAUGCCCACCACACAGAGCUUCGCCCUCGACCCUAAGUACGCCACCCCCAAGGUCAUCCAGGCACAGGGCAAGGACUGCUCCAAGGGACCCUGCAUCCUGCCCAUCGUGAAGGAUGGGCAGAAGGUCAGCAGCACCCACUACUACCUGCUGCCCGAGCGCCCUGCCUACCUGGACAAGUAUGAGAAGUUUUUCAAGGAGGCAAAAAGCCCCGAGGAGGUGCCAGCAUCCCGCCAGAUCACCACAGCUACCGUCCGUCCCAUGGUGCAGCAGCCAUUGCCAGACUGCAAGGCCAACUUUUCCUCCAACAACAGCAACCCUGGGCCCAAGUGCCUGGUGAAAGCCUCCUGCAGCCUCCAGAAGAUCGUUUAUGAUGGGCCAGAUGUUUGCCAUCCUGCCGACAAGAUUCGGCUGGUGCAGGACACAGUGCACGGUGUGACCACCGAGGAAUGCCAAGCAGCCCUGCAGAGCCAUGCCUGGAGCAUCCAACGGGCUAUCCAGUACCUGAAGGUGGAGCAGCUCUUCUGCCUGGGGCUGAAGUCUCGUGGUGAGUGCCAGCGGGUGCUGGAGAUGUUCGACUGGAACCUGGCACAGGCCAGCUCCCACCUCCUCGAUCCCUACAGCGCCACCCGCCAGAAGUGGUGACAGCAGGGACGGGGCGAGCGGUGUCGGAUCCGGAGCAGGCAUCUCACAAUGGGGCCGGUCCUGCUACCUCCACCCACCCAACCUACUGCAGGACUAUGGACUGAGCCCCCACUUGAGGGUGGAGACACCCCAAAAGGGACCCUGCCUAGUGCCACAGACUUUCCAGGGUGCUUGUGCCCUGGCCUUGGCAAUGGGCUCCAUCCCCUGGCCCCUUGUUGAAUUGUUUUUGUAAAGAGAAAUGUAAUUUUAAUAUAUAUGUUAUGUAUAUGUAUA
Cinclus cinclus is the source of this 3881-nucleotide messenger RNA. RefSeq names its product tyrosine kinase non receptor 2 (gene TNK2). The transcript is spliced from 16 exons. NCBI's taxonomy places the organism in Eukaryota, Metazoa, Chordata, Aves, Passeriformes, Cinclidae. Bases 489 to 3608 code for a protein of 1039 amino acids. Gene Ontology annotation, biological process: regulation of keratinocyte differentiation; signal transduction; negative regulation of epidermal growth factor receptor signaling pathway. Gene Ontology annotation, cellular component: extrinsic component of cytoplasmic side of plasma membrane. The record is from RefSeq and is a predicted model, not a curated record. Gene Ontology annotation, molecular function: protein tyrosine kinase activity; ATP binding; protein serine/threonine/tyrosine kinase activity.